Messenger RNA from Spirodela intermedia, 19229 nucleotides. Lineage: Eukaryota; Viridiplantae; Streptophyta; Magnoliopsida; Alismatales; Araceae. The record is from the annotation of a GenBank genome assembly.
AUGCGUUCUCUUCAGUUGUUGCAGUUAACAGAGCAUGGUCGAAAUGCUUUGUCUUCACGAAGGUAUUCAAUGUUCUAUUAUCUUUUAAUCAAAUGAAGUCCAUAAAAAUCUAUUAGUUUAAUCAGAGGAUGGACCUAUACUACUGGGUAUACAUGUGAAUUAUGAAACUAUAAUGUUGCGUUGGUGUCAUACAGCUCAAAUAUGUUGCAGAAUCACCAGUAAAUGAUUCAACAUGCCGUAAUAAUUGGAAAUUGGAAGAUUUGGUGAGCCAUCUUGGUAUCGAUUAAAAGGCUUAUGUGUUGUAAAACUUUAAGGAAUAAAAUAUUCAUUGAAUUGAUUCAUCUCUGCCCUUCCUAUCUUUCACGUGGAACUCUCAUCUCUACUAUACAGUUUCUUUGUUAGUGUGUUUUUCUUUCUUUUCCUGCUUCAUCGUUAUCACAACUGUUGCUUUUGGUCUACCACAUCUGAAGAAAGUCAAUUGUGUUCUUGCCAACAUUUUUAAAAGAGGCAUCCUCGUUAUAAAAAAAUAAUCCCAUGUUCUAACUGCAUUUAGUCUGCAUACUGAGUUUGGAGGAUUGCCUGAUAAGAGGAUCCAGAUUCGAUUGAAGCGGCUUACUCCUAUCCAUUUUGACUAUCAUGACCCUCUUCCUGCACUCGUUUUAUGGUAUGUCAUCCUUUUGAUUUUGCUUUGAACUUGCAAGUGCAGUUGCGGAAGGACAAACUCUUCAGCCCUAAUCUCACUUAGGAUUUUUUUAUGUGUAAACCACUUGGACACUUGCAUCUCGUGUAGACCCAUCUAUUUUGGCAGUUAGUGACUUAUUAUCUGAUACCAUGGAGAGGUCCUUUUAAUUUUGACUUGGCCACCAUUACUGAAGCUGAAAAGAAAUUAAUAUAGGUCGUAUCAUGGCUUAUUUUCUUGAUAAGCACUCGCAGAAGUUUAUAAUCCAUGUUUUUUCGAAGGUUUUUGGUACCAUGUGUUUCUUUAGAAGCUGGUUUGUGUCACUCUUAUACUAAAUGUCGACUCGAAAGUGCAAAAUACUAAACUGAAUAAUCCAGAGGUUAAAUAAUUGGGAGGAAUAGUUAAGAGCUGCAUGUUUUUCUUAUUCCUGACCAUAUUAGGUAGUCAUACUUGAAGAACGUGUCUCGUUUUAAUCGUCCUUGACAGAUGGAUAUCUGCAAUACAACGACAUUAAGCGUAUCUUGCAUAUUUCUUAAUUUUUUGGAUUUUCCUGUUUUCUUUCUCUCCAUAUGUAGCCCAUUAGACAGUUGGUGUAACUUCCUCCAAUCAAGAUUAGCUGCUAUACAUAAUAGAGAAACCUAACUUCACAGCAUUUAAGAUUUUUCUGAACUGACCUGACAGUGGACACAUAAUUUGGUACCACUUAUUAUUUGUAUAAAAGAGAAGAUCACGGGAAUAGGUUUCUUUCAGAUAUUUUCCAGAGUUUUUUCGUCAUCUACGAAAUGAAUAUAGCCAAAAGAUAUUAAAAAAAUUCUAUGGAGAACUUCAUAAAGAUUUACUGAUUGAAGUUCACAAGUGAGCGUUUACAUGUUUUUCCGAAAUGAUAUUAGUAUGUUCAUUAUUUUCAUAUAUAUAUAUAUAUAUGUUUUUAUUAUGCAUAACUUCCUUUUCUGAAAGAUAGUUCCUUCCAUUCAGAUUAAUUAAGAAGAUAUGACCCUACCAUCACUUGUAACGGUGCUGGCAGGUCUCCUUUUAAAAUUUGAAGUCUCAUGCAUGCUCGUUGCUGUAUUUCCUCUAACUGUCAAUUUUUAACAGGAGAACUCUGGCAGUAGUAACAGGAGUUCUUCUUGCUGGUGGAACUGCUGCAUAUGUUCAGUCACGAAGACAAAGCAAGUUCACGGGGUCAGAUUCUAGUGGUUCUCAAAUAGGGCCUAAAAACAGUCAUGGAGAAUCAAAUGAAAAUGGCCUAGAUGCCAUCAUCAGGAGAAGAAGGCAAACGAGGGGUAGUUUGAAAUCUCUACAGGUUCUAAAUGCAAUAUUAUUAUCUCGGAUGGGACCAAUGGGGAUGCGAAACAUUCUGUUAUUAAUAGCCACAGUGGUGAGUUUCCUUCGAAUUUUUCUGUGUUUUCUACCUUUAUUGAUGGUUUCCUGGAAAGGAGAUAGUUUUGAGCUGUAAACCGUAAGACUUAUUUUGUAUAAUCUGAAAGUCAAAUGAAUUUGUGGACGCCAAUAGAUGCAAGUUGAGGAUUUCACAUUUACUCCAUGGCUUAUUUGACCAUAGUCCUUUUCUUGAACGUAUAAGUAAAUGGUGGAUACUAGGGCCUCGUGUGGACUCUUUUUUUUUUAAUCUGGCCUGAUGUUCAUUGUUUAUAAAUUUUGAAAAUUAUCCAGAUUUAACAGUUCAGGAGAACAUCCUUGUUCGGGUGGAGAAUAAUGUUUACAUAAUUUCGAAAGGUCCAUCUGUCCAUUUUUUUACUAAAUUGUAUUAAUAAAAAUAUCUUAGAUUUUUUGCAAGCAUGCCCCUUUUCUGAAACCAUGCUGUAAGCAAGCACUUUCCUUAUGAACUAGUGGAUUCCCCUGAUCUAGUCUGCUAGGGAUGAUAAUUGGACACAGUCAAAAUUCGGUUCUGGCUCAUGACCAUGUGGUUAAUGGCUCACUCGUAUUAUGAGUCAAUCAAGUGUCCUAUCCAGUAUCAAGGUUUAACAUUACUAGACAAUAACACAUGGUUGGAUUGGGAUCAUUUGUAGAUUUGACCAGAUAGAUUUUGUACAAGUUGGUUUUUAGGACAGGAUCCCACCAUCUCCCGUUGUCAGGGUGACUAAAUAUAGAUUUGGAAAGGAUUAGAGGCUUUUCUAAAAAAGGGGUUUCGUAUGUCUAGUACAAUUAAACGAAGAACGCAGUGGUAGGAGUGUUGAUUUCGUUAAUAGGUCUCCGUUGGCCUAGUUAUUGUGGUAGUUGGAAAAUGAUUUAAAAAAAAACUCAGGACGGAGGAUUGUGAUGGAUAAAAAAAUAUAAGAACUUUAGCUAUUGCACUUUGAAAAAGGAAACCUUUUUUUUCCAUUAUCAUGUAUUUGGGAGGAAUAAAUGACUAUUGUGAUACAGUUGAAAUAUGUUCAAAAUUGACUCAUAGACUUUGGAAACGUGUGCCCAAAUGAUGAGGACAGGUGGAAUACAGAGAUUGAAAUCAAUAUGAUGGGAGAUGCCACCUAGUGAAGAGUAGUAACAGAUAAGAACAUGCCAUAUUCUCUCAUACGAUAGCAUCAAGGAGAAGGAAGAACGACAUUUGGAUUUCACGAGUGAAGAAAACAUCAAGCUGCAUACUAGUCAUUUUUGUAAAAUAUUAUUUAUAUUUCCUUAGUAUACCAUUGACCCAUCCAACUCAACAAUAGCUGACAAUGAGUGAAAUAGGCUUAUCUUUGUAAUCACUUAUUUACUUUUGCCAUACCAAUGGGUCACACUUCUUAACAUUGUUAUUCAUAGGCAAGUAACACUUUAAGUUCUGUUAUGUGAAUAGCAUGUUCUGGAUGCAACCCAGUAACAACCCAUGUUGUUGUUAUUAGUCCAUCCAAUCAAAAUCAAAUAGAAUAGGUCUAUCUCUGGAUUAUAAGAAAUCUUAUGCAUUGCUUUGAGAAAUGGUCUCAUUUUGGUGGAAUUUAUGUUUGUUUUUAAGUACUCAUGCUUUUUCUCAAAUCUUUUGCCGUCAUAUUUACAUUCUUUUAUCUUUCACCUGAUCAGUUGAAUGAUGGUAUUAUUUGACAUGUAUAUUGAUGUCUUCAUGUGAAUGUGUAACUAUUUUUCUGAAAGAUCUUCAUGUAGACUGGAACACUGACAAGUUUGUAUCCAUUUUAGGUAUUGCGAACUGCCCUUAGUAAUAGAUUGGCCAAAGUGCAAGGGUUUUUAUUCCGAGCUGCAUUUCUGCGACGAGUGCCAGCCUUUUUCCGCCUCAUUGCUGAAAAUCUUUUAUUAUGUUUUCUUCAUUCAACAUUAUUGUCCACAUCUAAGUACUUAACAGGGGCACUAGGUUUACGUUUCAGGAAAAUAUUGACUGAGCUUAUCCAUGGCGACUAUUUUGAGGUACUUACAAUCAUUUCUUUUGGAUGUUCUUUUAACCACGAAGGGUACUAUUUGUCGUUUGUUUUCCUCCUUGGUAUAAUGUACUAUCUUAUGUACGAUGUGGUUAAGCCUUAAUUCAGUCAAACUAGAGACAACUUUCUUUGCUUUUAUCGCAUAGCAGAAUGAGGAAUAUGCAACGAGUUUAGUAGCAUCAUUAUAUAUGUACAUAUAUAUGACCAUUAGAUAAAAUUGAUAUGUUGUGUCCAAACAACUUGUAUCCUAUGGGGGGGGAAAAAAUAGAGUUGAACGGAAUGUUUGUCAGCUCUAGUAAACUACUCAGAUAGCAUUACGUCCGUGAGCUUUUGACAUCCUAUUUAAAAUAAUGGUAUAUUGUGUGUGUGGUUAGAUGUAUGGUAAUAAUGAACAACUUAGUUGACAAUAUAGCCAUAAUGGGAUGAACAUUAUUGUUCCAUUAAGCAGUAGGCAUUUGAGCGUACUCCUUUUUUGCUAGAUUUUUCUACGGUGAUUGUGGAAAGAGAAUUUGCAUACACAAUGCUGUGAUGGCAUGCAAGAUGAAUUCCAAAAAGGUCCAUGGAUAAUAUCCGGAAGUGAUUAAUGAAAAUAGGGCUGGAAGAGUGCAAGGUGUACAAUCAACAUCGAAAGUACAGUUUCGAGGGUGUGCCCCAAGUGUGAGAUAUGUAAUGAUGGUAGACACUGGGUUUUCUAAAUGAAAUAGUGGGAUAUUUUUUUGUUUUUUUGCCUAGGUAUUGUGGAGCAUCGUCUUUUAAAGAAUAUUUCCCAGUAGUUUGCGGAGCAAAGUUGCUAGUGCCACAGGGAUAGCUAUUUUGAUUUUAUGGCGGUGGGAGGAUGGUGGGAUCAAAGUUUCAAAAGUAUUUAUCUGUAAUAAAAAGUUACACAAAUUGAACUUCUCCUUGGCCUAUGUUAGGAAGACCAGUGCCAGUGGGAUAGACCUACCUCCAGGGAUUGAAAUAGUAAAGAGGAAAGUUUCAGUCUGACCAGUCUAUUAUUUCAUGGGAGAUUGAGGUUUCAUAAACCAGGUGGGCUCCUCAAAUUCUCGUUUACCUCUGGAAGGAUUUGAUUUUAUAGAAUUUCUCAUACGAUGUUACUAUUUGAAAUCAGCUUCCUGCCUUUAUUGGCUACUGGGAUUGACCACAGUGGCUGCAUGUAACUUCUGUCGCUGGUACUGCCCUAGAUUUCCAACUCUUGUCGUUGGUAUCAUGAGAAAUGUGAGAGGGGAAGAGAGGCAAGCUUCAAUUCCAUCCGUAUCAGUUUUAGCUAGGGCAGCUGGCACUGCCCUAGAUUUCCAACUCUUGUCGUUGGUAUCAUGAGAAAUGUGAGAGGGGAAGAAGGCAAGCUUCAAUUCCAUCCGUACCAGUUUUAGCUAACAUAAGUAUAUAAAUUAGAAAAUUAUAUAUACAGCCUUUUUAAAAUUGAAUUGGACUUUUCCCUCAAAUCCACCAGUUUACUAGUCAUCUUGAUCAGCACGGCUGAUCUGGAUACCUGUAUGGAUUCUGGUACUGUGCUUCUUGGAACUUAUACGAAGGAUGUCUAAAUGGGUUACAUGUUUCUCGUGGACAAAAUUUCAUUUGAUGUUUGGCAUAUGCUACACAAAAAACAGUCAUCAUCCAUCUGAACUAAUGGAGUCGUUGUGGGCAUGUUGUCGUCAAUGAUGGAUCUUUAAAAGUGAUCACUGAAUAUUGUGCUUUAAUUUACUUCAAAAUUUUUGAGCCAUUUGCAACAGAAGGACACUUGGAUUUUCGGGCUGCAGAGCUACACUGUAUAGAGGUGUUUUCUUGUAGUGUUGAUGGUAUGGGAGGGUAAGGUUACUUCUUGUUGUAGAAAGGGCGAUACUUGUUUAUUUUGGGAGGGUUGUCAGAGCACCUCCUGCUCAACGGCACACUCUGUGGUGGCUGUAGAUUGUCGACUCCAUCUUGUCUUGUUUGCAGACCCUUUUUUGAUCAUUGACCUUCAUUCUCGAUCCUGAAACUGAAUCUCAUAUGAGCACAAAACUAGGAUCUUCUUGUUGCCACUAGGAAAGGGACAAGACAAUAUGCACAAAACGACCUUUAUAUCCUCUUGCACAUUUCCUGUCCUUUAAAACAUUUUCCACAAUCUCAUAGAGACUUCCUUAUUAAUUUAAACACCAUUGUCAUCUCUAUCACCUUAUUUAAGUCAUUGUCCAAUAAGGAAUGGAAAGAUGCCAUGAAUGAGGAGAUAUAAGUAUUAGAGAAGAACAAAAUUUGAGAGUUAGUGAGACUGCCAGCAGGAAAGAGAUCCGUGAGGUGUAAGUGGGAGUAGAGAAUGAAGUAUUGAGCAGAUAGAUCUAUGGAGAGACACAAGGUUAGGUUGGUUGCCAAGGGCUACACUGAGACAUAUGAGGUUAAUUACGUAAGGAACUUUGUCAUGAUUGCAAAGAUAGAACACUAUCAGAAUGGUGUUUGUCAUAUGCAGCUAAUUAUGGCAGGGAGUUGCACUAGUUUGAUGUUAAAAACGCAUUUUUGUACGGUGAACUAGAGGAAGAAAUUCAUGUGGAGAUCCCACUAGGUUAUGAAAAUAAUUUGGUUGUUCACACUUACUCUUUCCUCCAUUCUUACCAUCUCUUUUUCAACAGCUUAUCUUAUUCCACAGCUCAUCUCCCUCUCGUCUUCCUCUCAUUUGACUCAUUUCUUGCCAGUUCUAGUCAAGGGUAAUAUGGUGGUCGUAUUGAAAGAAAAUGGGUAACUGUAGUAAAGCAUUGGUUCUUUAUGAUGAGUUGUAGCAUGCCAGACUGGACGAAGCAAGAACAGCUAUACAUCGAAGUAAAUUAGCGUCGUUAAUCUUAGUUAUUGCUGCUUCUGUCAAUCAGGUUAUGAUACUUCAAUACUCUUUCUUUUGACGGCGUUCUUCUUAUUUUAUUCUGUGUCAAUUGAAGUAACUUCCUCCCCAGAAACACUGCAUUUAUAGUUUAUGAUGUAUUAUCUCACUUAUUGGUUGAUCUAAUGGAUUUUCAUGAUGCAGAAUAUGGCAUAUUACAAAAUAUCACAUGUUGAUGGACGAAUCACCAAUCCAGAGCAACGAAUUGCCAGUGAUAUACCAAGAUUUUGUUCAGAAUUGAGUGACCUUGUUCAGGAUGACCUCACUGCGGUCACUGACGGUCUGCUCUACACAUGGCGUCUCUGUUCUUAUGCAAGCCCAAAAUAUGUGUUUUGGAUACUGGUAUUUCUUUCCGCUGGACACUUGAGGACUCAGUUCUCAACCUUAUCUUUACGGAAAAACUUGUGCUCUUCCUUCCUGCUCCAUGGAAAUACAUAUCACCUUCAUCAUAUUUGAUAAGAACAAAAGUUCUUUCUUUCUGCCGUGGAAACAUGCUCAUUGCGGCCACUGAUGACCUUUUAUUCAGUAUUGUGCAUGUUUAUUUUUUAAUAAAACCAUACUGUUACGUCGUCUACUAUAGCAAAUAAAGAAUAGGGAAUUAUGUUACUUCAGUGACUUAAGAAUCUCCUAGCAGCGGUUCCUAGGUUCCCUAUAUUCCCCCUUCUCCUUCUUGUCAUCAGGAAAGUAGUGAUGAUCAUGCUUGCUGUUUGUGGAACUUCGUUCCAUUCUGAUAAUGGGAAGACAACAAGCAUGGUAGUGACAAGUGCCAGUGGUACUCCUCACACAACAAUCAUCUCUGUCUGCCUUCCAAAAAGUUUUGGCCAAUCUGAUGACAUAAUAGACUGUUUUAAAGAAUUGUCGUGUUAGCAACUCUUCUCAUCAUUGCUGCUAUUGUCACCCACUGAGAAGCCGAAUAUUCUGUUACAGCCACUGUUGCCAUCUAUCACUUUUGUUUCCUUUCCUGAUAAUGUUUCACAUGACCUUAACCCUCCAUCGUUUGUCAUCUUCUUCUGCCUGCCCCGCUUCUUCUGUUGGUGGAACAGUCAUUACCGACCUCCUCUCCAUUCCCUAUAUCCUAAAUCUGACCAGAUGGGCAAGCUUUUGUCACAUUUCGACUGUAUAAUUCCCAUUUUUUCUGUCAAAUUACAAUGCUCUCACGUGUCAGAUUUGGCUUCCAUCUUCAUGUUAGUUAACUGUGAUAUCGUGUUUUAUUUCAUAAAUUUUCAGGCAUAUGUACUAGGGGCUGGGACUAUGACCAGAAAAAUCUCUCCUCCGUUUGGAAGUCUGAUGUCAAAAGAGCAGCAGCUGGAAGGCGAAUAUCGACAACUUCACUCACGGUUAAGAACCCAUGCUGAAAGUAUAGCAUUUUAUGGAGGAGAAAACAGGGAAGCAUCGCACAUCAGUCAGAAGUUCAAGGCACUUGUUAAGCACAUGAAUCUUGUUCUUCAUGACCACUGGUGGUUUGGAAUGAUUCAAGACUUCUUGUUGAAAUAUCUUGGUGCCACAGUAGCAGUAAUACUUAUAAUUGAGCCUUUUUUCGCUGGAAAUCUGAGACCUGAUUCUUCAACCUUAGGAAGGGCAGAAAUGCUUAGCAAUCUUCGAUAUCACACAAGUGUUAUUAUAUCUCUGUUUCAGUCACUCGGGACUCUAUCAAUCAGUUCACGGAGAUUGAAUCGCCUGAGGUGAGUUCUUUAUGAGCAUUUUCUGCAUUGGUAAUUGCGAAGCUUGGUUUAUUUUAGUUAUUUAAGAUUCGAGAUCGCUGUGCACCCUUUUUUAUUGUUUAAAUGACUUCAUGUUUUGACACCGGCAUAUCCAUAUUUUUUUAGUUUUGACUGCGUAUGAUUUCUAUUCUUGCACCUAGCCCGGUUACAUUGCGUCUUUUGUCAACAUUCGUAAUUUUAUUUGAAGGGGAAGAUGGGAGUUCACUUGAAUUUGAGUUUUAUGUAGACUAAUGAAUAAAAAGGUUAAAAACUAAUCCAUAGUACAAGUGGAAAUAACUGCUUUUUGUUCCCGCUUCACAAAAUAAGUCUUAUGUGUGUGAUGAUUUGGUUUGAGAAAUUGGUGAACAUCAGGGAAAAACUAAUGAAAACCGAUAAACUGAUAAUAGUAGACUUGACGUCAUAAUCGAAUGCCAAAAUGAUCAUCUGUGGUUCAUGAUUUAUUGAGGCCUGGAAUAUCAGUCUUAUCAUUAUUUUGUUUAGGCAUCUUUCUGAUGGAGGGCAGAACCAUCUUUGCUCCUCAAAAUAUAAGGAUGAUUUCCAAGCUUAGAUUAGAACGAUUUUUAAAUUACACCUUGAAUUUUGGGAUAAUUUCUUAGCUUUUAGUUAGGACAUUGAGCAUUUAUUUAUAAGGAUAAUUUCUCCUCGUUCUUUUCUCAUCAUUUACUGGCAAACAAUUCUAGUGUAGAAUGAUGGAGACGAACGGUUUUUAUAUGAUUUGAUUUUGCAGAAUGAUGGAGAAACGGUUAAUGUUUACAAAGAGAACCAGCUCACGGUUGAUGUAUUUUACAGUGAAUCAUGUGUAAUAAGCCAUCGAUGACUGCCAUUAAGAUUGUGAGAGUAGUGAUGAACGGUUUUAUUACAGUUUUUUGUCAGCAUUUGGCAUCUUGAAGCUGCCAAUACCAUUAAAAGUUGCUAAUAAGUGAAAGGGCUUGAAAUGUGGAAACAUCAAUGAGAUCUUUCCAACUUAAGGCUGUUGAUGAUAAACAAAAUGUUAAAUUUACGACAUAUCAUCUUAGGUAGGAACUUGUCUGUAUUUUAUCUCAUUGUGGCGGGUCAAUGCCCUCAAGAAAGCAUUACUGUCCUACACUAAAUUUUGGGAGCCAAUCCUUGACUCAAGAUACUGAGAAAAUGUUUCUGUUGCUCUGCUUGAUUGAGGACAUUUCAGUAUUAGGAUAGAUGAUUAUGAAUGUGAGAAGACGAAAGGAAGGUCCAUUCAUUUUUUAAUUGUAAAUAGGGCGCCAAAAUGCCAUUUCGGUCAAUUAUGGCAAAUGGAAACAUAACAAUUUCUAUUAAGUUCACGUUUCUUGCCAUCUAAUAUGAUAUUCUGUUGUAUAUCCAGCUGAGUUAUUAUCUUGGAAUAAUACUGAUAUUAUUAGCUGUAUGUACCUCUAGUAAACUUCCUUCUGUUGGUAGGUCCAAAAUAUAUGGCCCUAUGUGGCUAUUUGUGGCAAUAGGCUUUAAUCAAAGUCCCUUGGAGACCUUAUUCUAGGUUGGGUGGGAUAAACUUUUGUUUCUAUCAAAAAAAUUAUCCGUUUAUUCCUUCAAAAUGUUAUGCUCCACUUAUGGAGCUACCUGGAUGUGACCCGUAGUCAGGCAUAUUUGUAAAGGUGGGAGUCUACGUAGGGCGUCUAUAUGUUAAUGUCCCUGUGGUGAACUAUUUGAGUUUGUUUGUAUACUAUUGCUCUAAGAGAACUAGGGUCCAGUGCCAAUUCUUUACGGAUUGGGAUGACCCUGCCUGAAACUACUUGAAUGCAAAAUCUGAGCUACAACUACAUAGAUAUCAGAACAUCAUGCCAUUUCCAACGCUUCAUACUUAUGUUCUUUUUUCAGGAAUAUGUUCGCUGAAGUAUUAUAAGUAAUGCAGUUGGGAAUGAUUAGUCUUGUGCUGUAGUUUUUAUUUCAUUACACCAUUUUUUAUUUAUUUAUAUGCUAUUUUUUGUAUCUUGCCACUGAUAUAUUUUUUAUUUAACAGUGGCUUUGCUGAUCGAAUUCAUGAGUUGAUGAUCAUAUCCAAGGAACUAUCUGCUACCAGUGACAAAACACUAGUCCAAAAUAAUGCAAACAGGAAUUACUUCACGGAAGCAAAUUACAUUGAAUUUUCAAAUGUAAAGGUAAUCGUGAAUUUAAAAAAGGAUAUGGUUGCGUAAUUCCUGUCUUUUAACGUUAUAUUUUUUUAAACCACUAAACAUUUUCUAGAAUGUUCUAAUAAUAAGUUAUAUCAGGUUGUCACACCAACAGGAAAUGUAUUGGUGGACGAUCUGAGUCUUAAGGUUGAACCAGGUUCCAAUCUUCUUAUCACAGGUAAUUUUGAACUGUUCACUUUAGAGUAACCUGCACUUAAUUAAUUGGCUGGAUGUGUACAGUUCUUCACUUGUACAGUUUAAUUCAACUUCCAUCAAAAGGGCGGGCAUGCACCUCUCACUUGUAACUUAAUUAAGUAUAGUUGGAUUAAUAUCAUUCUGUACAAGUGAAGAACUAUCAGAAUUCAAGGGAGUAUUAUUAUAUCGGUUGAGAAAUCUAGAAAUUUGAUUUAGGUUUGGAUUAAGGAAGAAGGGAAAGUAGGUCCCGCACCUCUCAUUUCCGGAUCUUGCUUACUUUGUAUGCAUGUAGCAAACUAAUUUUGAAAUAAAAAAUGGGUAGUAAACCGUGGACUCUAGUUUGCUGAGUUCUUCACUUGUUUCUGCCUCAGGUCCAAAUGGAAGCGGUAAAAGCUCUCUAUUUAGGGUGCUUGGUGGUCUUUGGCCACUGGUGUCAGGCUACAUCGUUAAACCAGGAAUUGGUUCCGAUCUCAACAAAGAAAUCUUUUAUGUGCCUCAACGACCAUAUACAGCUGUUGGAACAUUACGUGACCAGCUGAUUUAUCCCCUCACAUCAGAUGAAGAAACAGAACCGCUUACACACAAUGGAAUGGUUGAACUACUGAAGAAUGUAACACUCCGUCCUUUGAUCCAUGUUGUUUAUUUGGAAUUUCCAUCACCAUUUGCUUCCUUUGUUGAUUGAUGGGCUACUGCCGUUAGUAGAUAUGAUAAAAUGUUUGUAUUUUUGAUAGGUUGAUCUAGAAUAUUUAUUGGAACGAUAUCCACCUGAAGAGGAGAUUAAUUGGGGUGAUGAACUCUCUCUUGGUGAGCAGCAGAGAUUAGGGAUGGCCCGGUUGUUCUAUCAUAAACCUAAAUUUGCUAUUCUUGAUGAGUGUACAAGUGCUGUCACGACCGAUAUGGAGGAAAGGUUUUGUGCUAAGGUCAGAGCAAUGGGAACAUCAUGCAUUACUAUAUCUCACCGUCCUGCACUAGUCGCAUUCCAUGAUGUGGUUUUAUCAUUGGAUGGGGAAGGAGGAUGGAGUGUUCAGUACAAAAGGUGAUUCAGUGUUUGUAUCUUUUUUCCUUGCUUCUUUUUUUUAUGUUGUAAAACUUAGGUCGCUCUGUAAUUGUCAGGGACAAUGCAUUUUCUGGAGUAUCAAGAAGUUUAUCAGUAACAUCAGAAACUGUUCGCAAAGCUGAUGCAAUUGUUGUACAAAAUGCUUUUUCUGCAGCUGGAAAGGUCCACAACCACUUCCAUCUAGAAUGUUUUACUUUUGUUUGAUUCAUGUGCUCUUUGCCCGACUAUUAUCCAUUAUCAUGUUUCGUUAUGCCUGCAGAAAUCAUUCUCUGAUUCCAAGGUGGACAAUUACACAAUGAGAGUUAUUGCUUCAUCUCCAGAAAUGUAUACAAAUCAAUUGCCUAUUGUUCCACAAUUACAGAAUGUGGCAAGGCCCUUGCCACAGAGAGUAGCUGCAAUGUUUAAAGUACUGGUAUAUAUCUUGUCUUUAGCUGAUCUGUAUUUUUCUCGUUAUAGCUCAUGAUUGAAGGGCUAACAAUGAUUAGAUUCUUCUGGAUGGCUAGCAAAGUUUAAAUCUAGUGAUUCUCUUCUCUACUCAAGGAGUUUGAUGUUACUUCUUAUUUGUACCCCAGCGCACAUUAAUUUCUGAGUGUUUUUAGAAAAUUUCAAUGAUAUAAAACUGGUCGUUUCAUACAGCUUAUAGAGUAUCAUUUUUCUGAUACAGUAUCAUUUCUGUCGGAACCGGGUUCCUGAUCUGUUUACACCGGGAAGAGAAACGAUCAUAUACAAGACAGCUUACCUUAGUUAGUCAGUUCUGAUAUGGGUGCCUAUUAAACUCCCCUCUUGAAAUACAACGGCCUGAGGAAAGAGAGAAAGUGAUAGCUACAUAAACAGACAAUGCUAGAGAAAAUGGGGAAGAGGCUGGAGAGCAGGACAAAGACAUCUGCUGGCGUUGAGCAGUGUACGUCCUUGUCUGCACUGCGCAUCACCUGACAUUGCUGCUUGUUCCCUCCACCUAAAAAGUUGCGUCCUCCUCAACGGGGAUUCAAAAUAUGACUCGCGUAAAACCUGAAUUAAUUAGACGAAAAAAAAUCUGCUUCUAGAAUCUAUGAUGGCGUCAUUCCUGUUUGACUGAGGAUAGUAGAUAAAAUGAUAGCUAGGAUAAUUAUGUUCAAUAAGACUGUAGUGCAAGAAAAAUCAUAUUUACAAUGUGGGGUGAGAAGAGAAUGUAUGAGUUGAUGUUUGAGAAUCCUAAGUCAAUGCAUAUGUUAGAGAAAUGCUAGGGGCAGCGGCAAUAGGUCUUGUAUGCUCAAUUAGUUGAUCCCUUCUGCCAUCCAUUAUCACCCAUCACUACGCACGGCCUGCCAUGUCUUCUUGCCCCCUUUACUUGAUCUUUUGCAUUUUUCAACAUAGUUGAUAAUCUCCAUUUGGCGUAGUCUGUUUUAUCUAUGACUGGCAUGAGAACCCUCUGGGAAAAAGUUCAUCUGAUUUUUUUAUUCUUCCAUGCACAAUGAUCUACCUCAAGUUGUUUUUCUCAUUCAACUCCAUUUUUGGUACUUGAACUAACUUGGGCUCUUUGCACGAUUUGAUAUCGAUUAUUUCAGGACGUAAGUUUUCUCAUCUUCUUAUUAUUAUUUUUUCGGCUUCUUUAUUAACAGGUUCCGACACUAAUGGAUAAACAAGGUGCACAGCUAUUCGCAGUUGCAUUGCUUGUUGUGUCUAGAACAUGGAUUUCAGAUCGCAUUGCUUCGUUGAAUGGUAAAUCUGAUUAAUUUAGUAAUCAUGUCAAAACCACAUGCAAUAUUGCUGCAACCUUUCACGUUUACAGGAACAAGUGUGAAGUAUGUUCUGGAGCAGGACAAAAUGGCUUUCGUUCGACUAACUGGCAUUAGCGUCCUCCAAAGUGCAGCAUCUUCUUUUGUUGCUCCUUCACUUAGGUAUAUAUCUGUAUCUCGGAGAGGCUUAGUAGUCAAGUUGUUUUCCAGAAAUGAUGUAUCCUUGCACAUCCAUCGGACUAAAUGGGGAUGAAAAUUGAACUUGUGCAAUGAUAUUAUUGUAGCUGGCGCUACGAUAUGAUAGUCCAUUUGACAAUGGGAUUUUGACCGUAUUCUCCUUUUAUGCCUUCUAUUCCAUCCAAAUCCUAGAAUCUGGCUCCGCCUGCUACAGUGACGCUGCCUAGCUGUUGUAUACAAUAUUCAAACUUAUCUCACUCUCAAAUGAGAGUCCGAGACUAUCAUCCUGCCUGUUCCUGCCAGAACCUAGGACAUAGGGAUUUUAAUGUUACCUCAUCAUACUUAAAUGAAUAUUUUCAGUUUUUUUGGUUCCUCGUUGCAAGUAAUUUUGUAUAAUGCUUACCUCCUGCUAUUUUUAGAAUUUUGUUAGCAAUACACAUUUCCAAUGUGGAAUAAAUUUGUGACUAAUGCUGAAAUAAAUUGAUUGAUUUCUCUGGGAAAUAUUUCCUAUAUACGAGAGUAUUAUGUUGCAUAAAGAGAAGUUCAUUUUUGGUACGAAUCAAUGAAAUCAUUUAAACUCUCAGCUAGCUUGAAUUUCAUUAUUGGUGGUACAUAUGCCUUCCCUUUCGACAUAUUUCUCUUCGAUUUGUGUUCACUUUUGAUUUGGACGCUCUGAUUCAGUUUCUGACAUUCGGUGUAUUAACCUGCAAUGAGAUCCUUGUCUCUUUUCUUUAUUUUUUUACCUUUUUUCGGUUUUUUAGUACAUUUUCUAGUAUUAAUUUUGCAGAUAAUUCUUAGGAAUUUAAUUUCGAAGAUACUCCCUUCAGGUGUUUUAUUUUUUGUCCAUCUCAUCUGGUUAAAAAAUUCUGGAAGAUAAUUUGAUGAUGUUGGCCAUGUAUGUGGGGAAAGAAACUGGUCGACCAACUGCUCCUUAUUGGCCGAAAGAUCAAGUUGGCUUUCCUAAUAAGAAAUUCCCCAGAGAUAGGGAAACUGUUCCUCGCCUGGGUAUAAUUACCAUUAGUGUAGUUUUUAUCUUUUCUCAACUGAACUUAGGUGAAGGAAAUGCCAUGACAAGAUAAGGUAAGUCAGAAUGACCUUAUUAAUGAUCAAAUUACUUUCUAUAAGGAACUCUCUUAUUGGAUACCAAAAGAUGCUAUCCACUUCAAGGGUUUUUUCUGUCAUAAAGAGGCAAGGUGCAAAUAAAAUGCUCUUAGGUCGAGUAAAAUAUGAUGACACUGAGGAAAGAUAUACACGCAAUUUCUUUUCUUAGAAGUGUAUUUUGCAGUAGAAUUUUUUGAAGGCACAUGUGAGAUGAAGCUAAUUUUUUUCUUUUUUUUUCAUUAGUAUGAACUGAAUGUUAGCAUUCGAUAAUUUGAUAUAUUUUAAGUGGGUCUCAUGCUCUUACUUGCGUUUAUUUAAACGAUUCGUCUUUACUAUUUUUAGAGUUGAAAUUUUCUUUUUGUCUGCAUGCAGACAUCUAACGGCCAAACUGGCGCUAGGAUGGCGAAUCCGUUUGACCCAACACCUUCUUAAAACCUAUCUGAAAAGGAAUGCUUUUUACAAGGUAUGCGGUUCUUUUUUAUGUUGGAAGGAUGAUGUAUAACUUACUUAUUUAUAAGGUUUUUUGGUAAAUUGAUGUGGCUGUCAGGGCUGUGAGAAGAAUGACGAUAUUAAUGAUUUUUUAUCGCAAAUUGUGUUGCAUUUUUUAUGCCUUCCUUCUAAUGAUAAGCUAGGUAUCCUCUGGAUUUCCUUGCGUUUUCCUUUUUUAGACAUUUUUUUUGUUGGGGGUUUGAUGGCUGGGUGGUGUUGGGGGAAGAGGGGGGACUCUCAUGUUCUUCAUAUGACCUGAAAUAAUACACGUUUUUGGGGUCUCCAAUUGGCAUUUAUGAAAUAAAAUUGUAUCCGUCUUUCCAUAGGUGUUCCACAUGUCCAAUGGAAAUAUUGAUGCAGACCAGAGAAUAACACGCGAUGUGGAAAAGUUGACGGGUGACAUCUCAAGCUUAGUAACUGGAAUGGUUAAACCAUCAGUUGACAUUCUUUGGUGAGUUAUUAGGUUUUGCUUUUUUUCCUCUGUAUCAUUUUGCUUAACCUAAAAUUGUGUUUGUCUAAAUGGACAGGUUUACAUGGAGAAUGAAAACGCUAACUGGUCGGAGAGGGGUUGGUAUACUAUAUGCUUACAUGUUACUUGGCUUGGGCUUUUUGAGAAGUGUUACACCUGAAUUUGGUGACUUGUCAAGUAAAGAACAGCAGCUUGAGGGAAAAUUUAGGUAGGAUAAACUGUUCCGUAUUUUUAUGAAUCGUAAUAUUACUCUAUCUUUCUCACCCUCCACUUUGGUCUGGUGUACUACUGCAGUCGUUUAGUUUCAUUUUCUCCUGCAUUUCUAUAGAUUCAUGCAUUCAAGACUUCGUGAGCAUGCGGAAUCAGUAGCCUUUUUUGGCGGUGGCUCUCGUGAAAAAUCUGUAAGAUAAUUGUAUUUCUCGCUUACUUGUUGGUUGAUUAGACAUGGCAAAUAUAAUGACCUUUGCUUUUAGGUGGAAUUUGCACUUAUAGAAAUAACUUCUGAAUGUGUUAUUCUUUGUAACGUCAGGAUUGAACCAUCUCAUCAUCUGACAGCUUGUGUUCGUGAAGUUGAUACCAUGCUAAUUUUAUUUGCAGAUUUUCAAGAUAUUCCUAGUUAAAUGUCAAUACGACAAUUUACUCAUUCUUUUGCUUUAGUCUGUUUCCAGAUAUUGUGAUUUUUAACAUUUUUUCCCAUGCUAAACAGAUGGUUGAUGCUAGGUUCAAAGUGUUGCUUGACCACUCUAAGAUGUUAUUGAAGAAAAAGUGGCUCUAUGGUAUAUUGGAUGACUUUGUGACAAAGCAACUCCCUCACAAUGUAACUUGGGGUCUCAGUUUAUUAUAUGCUAUGGAGCAUCAAGGAGAUCGUGCCCUAACAUCCAUACAAGGUGCAUGAAACGAAGUUACUACGUGAAUUAUGUAAUAAUUUUGUGCUCUAAUUCUGCUUCCCAAUUCGUUCACAGGAGAGUUGGCACAUGCAUUGCGCUUCUUAGCUUCUGUCGUAUCACAAAGUUUCCUAGCAUUUGGCGAUAUUCUCGAGUUGCACAGAAAGUAUCUUGAGCUUACUGGUGGCAUCAACCGUAUAUUUGAGCUGGAGGAGUUCCUUGAUGCUGCCCAAAGUGGUAAAAAACUGUCCAAAGUAGUUUUUUCUUAUGUACAUUGUUGGUGCUUGGAUUACCAUGUUCUUCGAAUUGAACAUUCAGAUGCAAGGACUAUUUGUAAACAUUACUGAUGCAAAACUUUAAGUUGCAUGUCUCUCUCUUGGUUUAAUAUUACAUUUUUUAUUAUUCAAUGCAAAACUUUGUAAUUAUUGUAGUGGGUGCUUUGAUUAGUGAUUGCCUGGUUUGGUGGUAUAUUUUAUGCCUUGUUUACCGGUACCUCUUAGUAUCCAGUUUCCAUUCUCUUUACAUAUCAAUUUUCUCUACUUAAUGCCGUAAGCAUCUUUUGCACUAUUGAUCUAGAGGAGUGGUACCCAAAUCUCUUGUCAAUCAGUGUCAGUUAUUGUCUCAUAUGCAGAGAUUCAACUGUCUUAUGGCUCAAGAACAUCAUCUCAAGGGGAAAUUGUGGCAGCCGAUGAUAUUAUUUCUUUCUCUGAGGUUGAUGUUAUCACCCCUGCCCAAAAGCUGCUGGCCAGACAGUUGACCUGUGAUGUAGUACAAGGCAAGAGUAUGCUUGUGACUGGUGAGGGAAUGUGUAAAUAUAUGUUUUUAUUUCACUGAAUUGAUUGGGAAAUACCAUGAAUUCAGUUUCUCAUAAUUCCUAAACAUUUUAAAGGACCCAAUGGAAGUGGCAAGAGCUCUGUUUUUAGAAUCCUUCGAGGUCUGUGGCCGAUUGCAAGUGGGAGGCUCAUUAAACCCUGCCAGAAUAUUCAUGAAAGUGUUGGGUCAGAAUGUGGUCUUUUUUACAUUCCUCAGCGGCCGUACACUUGUCUUGGGACUCUGAGGGAUCAAAUAAUUUACCCACUUUCGCAUGAAGAAGCAGAGCAGAGGAUCCUUCGUCUACCAGGAUGUAAGUGCAAUUUACCACUUCCUGCUGAGCUAGAUGCACUGCGGUUUCCUUUUCUGUGGGAUUUAAUUCCCCCCCCCCUCUCUCUCUCUCUCUCUCUCUCACACACACACACACACACAUCUCUACCCCUCUCUGUACCUCAAUCUACCUGCCUAUUUGUUAUGUUUCAAGUGGUUCACAAGCCAUUUGUGAUCGAUCUAAGCAUGGCAACAGUCGCUGUGACAUUGCAACUAUGCCAUUUGGCAUAGUUGCGAUCAAGAAAUAUGAUUCUACUUCGGAUCAAUCAGCCUCUGGAUAUAAUGUCCGGCUCAUUUGAACGAUGGCGCAAUGUAUCAUCAAAUGAGAUUUUUGCUGUGUUCACUGUUCUCUGUAGUAAUUAAUGUUCUUGUCCUCGUCUGUCAGAUACACUGAAUUCGUUUUACAUCUUUUUCCCCUGUUCCCAAAAAUCAAAUCUCUAAUUUCCUGAACCCGUUUGUUGUCCCAACUUGCCUGCUCUCAACUUGUGAGACCUGCCAAAAAAUUGGCGUUGGUACAGUAGUUUUCAUGCUAAUAUUAGGUUUUCUAUGUACCUGAUUAGUAUUCAUGUUCUUCGUCAGGUGAUACACCGAUCACCUCUCCCCCAUUGGAUGCGCAUCUCCGGACAAUUCUUGAAAACGUCAGACUGGUCUAUCUUCUCGAAAGGCAGCAAAAGGGUUGGGAUGCCACUCCGAAUUGGGAAGACAUCUUAUCUUUGGGAGAGCAGCAGAGACUCGGCAUGGUCAGCCGUUGGAACUUCGAUCUCAGCUUUCUGUUCACCUUCUCCUGCUUUGUACCAAACGCUUAUAACACAGAUCUUUGUUUUGCCCAGGCUCGGUUGUUCUUCCAACAUCCCAAAUUCGGCAUCCUCGACGAGUGCACGAAGUGACUCCACAGACUUUACUUUUCACUCUCAUUCUUCUUUCCUUUCGCUCAUUGUUUAUUUUCUUGUGAAAAUCCGACCCAAUUCCGUAUUUCUUCCUUGUUUCAGUGCCACAAGUGUUGAUGUGGAAGAACACCUUUACAGAAUUGCAACAGAGCUGGGCAUCACGGUGGUCACAUCUUCCCAGGUAAAGGACCAUGAUCUCCCCUGUUUAGCCUUGUGCCGUUUCGCAUCCGGACCAACUCCAUCGCUCCUAAUCGGUUCCCUGUCAAAUCUUCUGCCAUUUCUGAAGAGGCCGGCGCUCAUACCAUUCCAUUCCACGGAGCUGCGCCUUAUCGAUGGCGAAGGCAAAUGGGAGCUACGCUCGAUCAGCCACGAAUCAAUCGGCUAA